AUGGAAACAAGCCACACCACAGUGAAAAGCUGGGCAUCGUCAUACUUCACACGGAAAAAGUUUUUCGUUUUAUUCGUUUUUAUACCAUUGAUUAGUCUGUUCAUUUUUUGGAGUUCACAAAAAUCAUCUAUAACCAUAGGCAAUGUCUUUUUACCGCGAACAAAAUUAGCUCCUCCCAUUAAAUUUGGGCCAAAGCCAUAUUUUAUGAAAAAUGGCAUAGUCUAUCCCAAAGAGGCGAAAUUCAACGCAAAACUCGGGCGACGUGAUGCUAAACUUCUACCAGAAGAAGAUCCAGACACGUAUGAUCGUUUCGAAAAUCAACUGAUGUUCGUUCCACCGAAUUACUAUAAAACUCGUGACCUGAAGAAAAAUAAGACACUUUUGAUCUAUGGUGGAUACGAAGGAUGGUGGGGUAUUGCAGGACCAAAUAUGGCAACGUGGUUUAGCGAUCGGAAGUGCCCAGUGGAUACAUGCAGAUUCUUAGUAAAUAAAUCUGAUGCAGAAACGGCUGAUUUUCUCAUGUUCGGUGGACAACAUCAACCCAUCAAUUUAAAACGAACACCUAACCAAAUUUACGCUUUUUAUCGCCUUGAGAGCCCCAUUCACUGGCCAGAUAAAUAUCCAAAAUCCAUCAUUUACAAUUGGACAAUAACUUAUAGACAUGACAGUACCAUUCCUAUACCAUACUCAAAAUGGGCUUACUAUGACCCGAAAAUUACGCACAUGCCACAGACUCGAAAUUUUGCCCAAAAUAGAACGAAAAAAGUUGCAUGGAUGGUAUCGAACUGUGAGGCUCACAACGACCGUGAUGUUUACGUUCGUGAACUUCAAAAGUAUAUUCAAGUCGACGUGUAUGGUAAAUGUGGAACAUUCAAUUGUACGGAUACGGAUAAGUGUCUGCGUCAAUUUGCGAAAGACUAUAAAUUUUAUUUGGGAUUUGAAAAUUCGCAUUGCGCCGAUUAUGUGACGGAAAAGGUGUAUCGUAAUUCAUUGGGUCGAGGAGGCAUUAUUCCGGUGGUAUUGGGCGCACGCAAAGAAGACUAUGAACGACAACUUCCAUACAAGUCUUUUAUUUACGUUGAAGAUUUUGCGACACCCAAAGAUUUGGCGGAAUAUUUGCACAAAAUACGCUGA
Sitodiplosis mosellana (orange wheat blossom midge) is the source of this 1134-nucleotide messenger RNA. RefSeq names its product glycoprotein 3-alpha-L-fucosyltransferase A-like. The transcript is spliced from 6 exons. The record is from RefSeq and is a predicted model, not a curated record. Gene Ontology annotation, molecular function: alpha-(1->3)-fucosyltransferase activity. The coding region runs from base 1 to 1134 and encodes 377 amino acids. Gene Ontology annotation, cellular component: membrane. Lineage: Eukaryota; Metazoa; Arthropoda; Insecta; Diptera; Cecidomyiidae.